CGCUGGGGUCGCUCGGGCUCUGCGGGCCACGAGAAGCUGCCGGUGCACGUGGAGGACGCCCUCACCUACCUGGACCAGGUGAAGAUCCGCUUCGGCAGCGACCCUGCCACUUACAAUGGUUUCCUGGAGAUCAUGAAGGAGUUCAAAAGCCAGAGCAUUGAUACUCCUGGAGUCAUCCGACGAGUGUCGCAGCUCUUCCACGAACACCCUGACCUGAUUGUUGGAUUCAACGCUUUCCUUCCUCUCGGGUACAGAAUAGACAUUCCCAAGAACGGCAAGUUAAACAUACAGUCGCCUCUGUCGAGCCAGGAGAAUUCGCACAACCACAGCGACUGUGCAGAGAACGUCAAGCAGCAGAUGCUAUAUAAGGAGGACAAACCCCAGGUGCCCUUGGAGUCAGAUUCCGUGGAAUUCAACAACGCCAUCAGCUACGUGAACAAGAUUAAGACCCGCUUUCUAGAUCACCCAGAAAUCUACAGGUCAUUUCUGGAGAUACUGCACACUUACCAGAAGGAGCAGCUGAGCACGAAGGGCCGUCCGUUCCGAGGCAUGUCUGAAGAGGAGGUGUUCACCGAGGUGGCCAACCUCUUUCGCGGCCAGGAGGACCUGCUUUCCGAGUUUGGACAGUUCCUGCCCGAAGCCAAGCGGUCCCUGUUCACAGGAAAUGGGCCGUGCGAAAUGAACAGUGUCCAAAAGAGUGACCACGAGAAGAAUCUGGAACACAGCAAAAAGCGCUCUCGGCCCUCACUCCUCCGUCCCGUGUCUGCACCAGCCAAGAAGAAAAUGAAACUCCGUGGUACCAAAGACCUGUCCAUCGCCACCGUGGGGAAGUAUGGGACUCUGCAGGAGUUCUCCUUCUUUGACAAGGUGCGCAGGGUGCUGAAGAGCCAGGAGGUCUACGAGAACUUCCUCCGCUGCAUCGCGCUCUUCAACCAGGAGCUUGUGUCCGGCUCUGAGCUCCUCCAGCUGGUCAGCCCAUUUCUAGGGAAAUUUCCAGAACUGUUUGCACAGUUCAAGUCCUUCCUGGGGGUGAAAGAGCUGUCCUUCGCCCCACCCAUGAGUGACAGAUCCGGGGAUGGAAUAAGCCGGGAAAUCGACUACGCCUCAUGCAAGCGCAUCGGAUCCAGCUACCGGGCGCUCCCCAAAACCUACCAGCAGCCCAAGUGCAGCGGGAGGACGGCCAUCUGCAAGGAGGUACUGAACGACACCUGGGUGUCCUUCCCCUCCUGGUCAGAGGACUCCACCUUCGUGAGCUCCAAGAAGACGCCCUAUGAGGAGCAGCUGCACCGCUGUGAGGACGAGCGUUUCGAGUUAGACGUUGUCCUGGAGACCAACCUGGCCACGAUCCGGGUGUUGGAAAGCGUGCAGAAGAAACUCUCCCGGAUGGCGCCGGAAGACCAGGAGAAGUUCCGGCUGGACGACUGUCUGGGGGGCACGUCGGAGGUGAUCCAGCGCCGCGCCAUCCACCGCAUUUAUGGCGACAAGGCUCCGGAGAUCAUUGAGAGCCUCAAGAAGAACCCUGUCACCGCUGUCCCCGUCGUCCUGAAAAGGCUGAAGGCCAAAGAGGAGGAGUGGCGGGAGGCCCAGCAGGGCUUCAACAAGAUCUGGCGGGAGCAGUAUGAGAAGGCGUACCUCAAGUCCCUGGACCACCAGGCCGUGAAUUUCAAGCAGAAUGACACCAAGGCCCUUCGCUCCAAGAGCUUGCUCAAUGAGAUUGAGAGCGUCUAUGACGAGCACCAGGAGCAGCACUCGGAGGGCCGCAGCGCCCCCUCCAGCGAGCCGCACCUCAUCUUCGUAUACGAGGACCGGCAGAUCCUGGAGGACGCGGCCGCCCUCAUCAGCUACUACGUGAAGCGGCAGCCGGCCAUCCAGAAGGAGGACCAGGGCACCAUCCAGCAGCUGGUGCACCAGUUCGUGCCCAGCCUCUUCUUCUCCCGGCCGCUGGACCUGGGCGCGUCCGAGGACUCUGCCGAUGAGGGCCGGGGGAGCCCCCAGGGGCAGAGCGCAGACCCUGGUGACCGGAAGAAGCCAGCGCCCGGACCGCAGAGCAGCGCCCCGGAGGACAAGGGGGCCUCGGGCGAGGCGCCGGCCACAGAGCAGCCGCCGCCGCAGCACAAGCCCCUGGACGACGUCUACAGCCUCUUCUUCGCCAACAACAACUGGUAUUUCUUCCUGCGCCUCCAUCAGACCCUGUGCUCCAGGCUUCUGAAGAUCUACCGCCAGGCACAGAAGCAGCUCCUGGAGUACCGGACGGAGAAGGAAAGGGAGAAACUGCUCUGCGAGGGCCGCCGGGAGAAGGGCAACGACCCCGCCAUGGAGCUGCGGCUGAAGCAGCCAAGUGAGGUGGAGCUGGAGGAAUACUACCCGGCCUUCCUGGACAUGGUGCGGAGCCUGCUGGAGGGCAGCAUCGACCCCACGCAGUACGAGGACACCCUGCGCGAGAUGUUCACCAUCCACGCCUACGUGGGCUUCACCAUGGACAAGCUGGUGCAGAGCAUCGCCCGGCAGCUGCACCACCUCGUGAGCGACGAUGUCUGUCUGAAGGUGGUGGAGCUCUACCUGAACGAGAAGAAGCGGGGCGCUGCCGGCGGGAACCUGUCCUCCCGCUGUGUCCGCGCCGCCAGGGAGACCAGCUAUCAGUGGAAGGCCGAGCGGUGCAUGGCUGAUGAGAACUGCUUUAAGGUGAUGUUCCUCCAGCGCAAAGGGCAGGUGAUCAUGACCAUUGAGCUCCUGGACACCGAGGAAGCCCAGACAGAGGACCCGCUAGAGGUGCAGCACCUGGCUCGGUACGUGGAGCAGUACGUGGGGACCGAGGGUGCGUCCAGCUCGCCCACCGAGGGCUUCCUCCUGAAGCCUGUGUUCCUGCAGAGGAACCUCAAGAAGUUCCGCAGGUGGCAGUGUGAGCAGGUGCGCGCGCUGCGGGGCGAGGCCAAGAGCUCCUGGAAGCGGCUGGUCGGGGUGGAGAGCGCCUGCAACGUGGACUGCCGCUUCAAACUCAGCACCCACAAGAUGAUGUUCAUCGUGAACUCCGAGGACUACAUGUACCGCCGCGGGACGCUCGGCCGGGCCAAGCAGGUGCAGCCCCUGGUCCUGCUGCGCCACCACCAGCACUUCGAGGAGUGGCACAGCCGCUGGCUGGAGGACAACGUGCCGGUGGAGGCAGCCAGUCUUGUGCAGGACUGGCUGAUGGGCGAGGAGGACGAGGACAUGGUGCCCUGCAAGACGCUCUGCGAGACGGCUCAUGUGCACGGGCUGCCGGUGACCCGCUACCGAGUGCAGUACAGCCGCCGCCCAGCCUCGCCCUGACGCUCGCACACGGGCACCACGACUCGCACAUAGUGCAGUUGCUUCCUCGGCCUGUGUGUCUAUCGGGCGUUUUCAUGAACAGUGUGAGGGGAGCAGAGCGUCCCCCAGCCUUGCUGCUAUGGGCUGUGAGCUCCAGAGAAGGGCG
Molecule: messenger RNA, 3451 nt
Organism: Lipotes vexillifer (Yangtze River dolphin)
Lineage: Eukaryota; Metazoa; Chordata; Mammalia; Artiodactyla; Lipotidae
Gene: SIN3B
Product: SIN3 transcription regulator family member B
Exons: 19
Coding region: 133-3306 (1057 amino acids)
Biological process (GO): negative regulation of transcription by RNA polymerase II
Cellular component (GO): chromatin; Sin3-type complex
Molecular function (GO): transcription corepressor activity
Source: RefSeq, a predicted model, not a curated record